UUUUCACAUUUAUCCAUACCGGAUGUUGAAUAAAGAGGCUGGAGUCAGUGGGGAAAGAAAAUAUUCGGAUUGUGUGAUUGCGUGUAUUUGUUUUGAGAUACAAGUGAAAAUAAUAGUGUGUUACAUUUCAACAUAAACUUUUCAUUGGUAUUCAGUCUCUCAAAACGCCAAGGACUACAACUGUUGACUGCGCAGGCACGGAAAUUGCCAGAGACUGAAGGCAUCCCGAGGUCGGCUUCUUUGUUUUCCUUUUUUGGUCCGCGCGGUCCAGUCCGCAUAAAUUACAGUGGUGUCGAAUAUCAGGGCUGGGGUCUUAUCACAACGUGGAAUGUGAAGUUUGAAAGAUACUCUGCUACUUUUAUUACAUUAUUACAGUGUAAUUAAGGAAUAAAACAUCAUUUAACAGUUAAUCAUUUAGAAGGACCUAAUUUUACUCUGAGGCUUGACUGCAGACAGUGUGUGGUGAGCCAAUGUUUAUCAGAAAACUGAGUGGCGGAUCUUACUGCAAUGUUUCUUAGAAUUGAAGCUUGAAGAAUAUUAUUGAGCAGAUAUACCAAAAAAAUUAAGAUGACACAACACAAGGUUUACAUGAACCAAAUUCACUGUAGUUCCCUGCUGUGUGAGUUGGCCCAGAUGUGGAAGAACCAAGCCCUGUGUGAUGCCAUUAUUAAAGCAGGAUCCAUCACAGCUAAGGCCCAUCGCUUGGUCCUCGUGGCAGCCUGUCCUAUGCUAAAGUCCAUGGAGAGUGCGUCAGUUGGAUCUCAUCUGGAAAUCAGACUUGCUUCUGACAUAAAAGAGGAAUCCAUCAACACGUUUCUACAGUAUUUAUAUGAGGGAUGCAUGGUUUUGACUGAAGAUAACUAUAAAGACAUUGAAAAAAUUGGACGAAUUCUUCAAGUGGACAGUGUCAUUAAAUGCUGCUCCGAUUUUUACAAAUGUCUGAAUUCGUCCUCUCAGUACAAGUAUGACUAUUAUGAUCAUGUUGAAUUCAAGCAUGUUAGACAGACUGAUAUGUUGAAGUUUAGUGAGAAAUCCAACAAGAGAUCAAUAGACUCUAAAAUCACAAGUCAGGGCGGGAAACGACAGAAAAUACUCAACUCUGACUCCCCAUCCUUUGGUGCUAACCCCAAAACUGAUGAUCUGUCAGGUCCUUCAAAUUUUAACAGUCCCAAAGAUCACAACCGUCCAUUUAAAAUUGGCCCUGCUAGCGUGUCCAGAAGGCCUAAUGGUGGCAUGGAUGUGGUGGAAGACGGUGUGCAGAUCCACCAUGUGGAUAAGGAUGCCUCUCCUGGGUCGUCACAAGUGGUGGACACAUCAUCCGCUAUGUCUGUCUCAAUAGCCAGUCAGAUACCGCCGGAUAUAAAUGUCCAAGUGGUAAAUAUGGGAAACACACACCGUACCUCAUCUCCUUCUCUGAUCUCAAGGAUCCCCAACAAACCUCCCCUCUCAGGGCCAUUUCCCACCGAAACAGUGGACAACCGGUCAGACUCUCCCAUCUUCAUAGCAGGAGUGGGGGUCAGGGGUUAUGGAGCCACCAUGGUACAACCUUCAAAGUCCUUUGCCAUAGGUAGCCCCACCAUGGUGCCUGUUGGUCCUGCACAGUUUCCAACUUUUGUGAAAGACACCAUAUCAACCUCUAAUGCUGAAGAGGACGUUGGAAUGAAGAGUCAGUCAGAAUCUCGGUCGAGUCUAACUACCAGUCCAGAUCCCUCCAUCGUGAAGAAAGAGCCGGGAGUCGGCACACCAUACGUGGAGGUCCAGGAUCAGGGGAUGGUUAUGGUCCGUCGCCCGGACACGGACAGUGAACAGCAGGAGGAAGUGUCUAGUGACCUAGAGAUAGAGGAACCUCCCCCCGAUGACAGCUUUACGGGCGACCCCGGGAGUGAGGCCUCGUGGAUCGGGGGUCAGGCUGGUGAGAAUGAGAACAGUGCGGAGAAGGGUUCCUGGCACAGUGUAGAAACUAGAGGUCCCUAUGCUGUGAGUGAGGAGCAAGGUGAGGUCAAAUUUGACCGCAAUGAAAUGAAAUUUGAUGGCACAGAUCUGAAAUUUUAUGAUGAAGUGCUACCAGGACAUAGGCUGAUUAGGAUUGAAGGUAGUAAGAAAGCAUGUGCAUACUGUGACAUUCAGCGCUUGAAAACAAAAUCGGGGUGGCAGAUCAAGUCAUAUUUCAAGUGCCUUGCUUGUGAUAUACCACUAUGCAAAUCUGACAAGGAGUGCUUUCUUAGAUACCAUGAGCUGAGGUUAGAGCAACCAAAUGUUCCACCCAAGGAGCUUCAUAAGAGAUUGAAAACCAAGAACAAGCCUCUUCUGCUUCAUAAUGUGACACCUUCACAGAUGAAGUCUUCCAAUACGUCUUCCCCCUCUCCAAAUAUAUCCAUUGAAGAGUCGGUCACAACAGCAGACAUCAUUAGGGCUCACCUAUCCCCCUCAGACUUUUCUGAGCAAAACCCCGCCCCUCCUCUCCUCACUCCCUACCUAUACAACACGUCCAAUGUCCCUCCCCUGGAUAUUGACUCCCCGGAGCACAGCAACAGUGGAACACCAGAGAAACUGGACACACUACCACAGGGCAACAAAAAGGAAGAGAAGCAGACACCGAAAACAGGAAUCACCAGGAAGUCAAGAAAGUCCGUGAAAACAAAGCCAAUGAAAAUCGUUCUCAACGAGGAAAUAAAUGAUGCACUUGGGAGCGAUGAUUCGGAUGAAUCAAAUAUGGAGGAGGAUUACAGGUUCAGGAAGACUCAGAGACCAGGACAGCUAAAGAAAGAAAAGAGUUCUCCAAUAUCUCAGUCAUUCACUGAGCACAAUAUUGUAGAAUCUCAUUUUACUGAUACAUUGAAUACGGAAAACUCUCCAGGAAUAAUGAGUGUAUCAGAAAACCAGCCAAAUAUUGAAACAGUCCCAACUGAUGUCUGUAACAUUGAUACAAAGGACAUGUGCAUGAGAGAUGAGGAGGGACAGAUACACAGACUUGUGAGCAACCCCGGACAUAAAGCUCUAACGUGUGUCUAUUGUAAACUGACGGGAAACAAAACGGCCUGUGGGUGGCACAUCAAAUGUUACUAUAGAUGUAAUGAGCUGUCUAACUACAUGGAACUUGUAAUGAGAAACCAAAGUAGGAAGGGAGGCAACUCAAGAAUUAAUCCCCGCCUGCAGGAGGACGAGGGAUUUACUCAGUAUCUGUUAAGUGGAACUCUGGAAAUCCCGUCUUCUGAUUGGACGGUUGAUCCCGCCCAUAGACUAGUGUCCACUGAUGAACGAAAACUACGACCGUGUUAUUAUUGCUCACUGACUAAAGUGAAAACAAAAUCUGGAUGGAGGAAGUACACCAGACAUAAGUCUUUAUACUUUGCAUUGAUUACGGAAGUAGUUGAGCCUUUAGCUGUUCGGGGAUUUUUUUGCUCAGAUAAAUCUCUGAGUUUUCCAUAUAAAGAAGGUUCAGUCAGCAAUAACGCUGUCUAUGCCACAGGCGGACUACCUCUUGUGUUCGUUAUAGUUACAGCGUAUAAUGUGAUACCUCUUAAAAAGUUGUACCGAAUAUGGGUGUCCUAUGCAUUUGGAAUUUCCUCUGUUUAUUUCUUCAUGAACGUCGUGAAAUUGUUUUAUGGAGAACUUAGACCCAACUUCUUUGAAGCUUGUAAACCCGUGUGGCCUGGCAUGAAUUGUAGUAGCUACGUAACGGAGUUCAACUGUACAGGAAGUAGUAGAAAGGCUGCCAUAGAAUCUAUGCGAAGUUUUCCGUCAAGUCAUGCCGGGAUUACUAUUUUUGGAAUGCUAUAUUUGAUUAUUUUUACACAAGAAGUUUUCAUGAAUAGAAGAAAUCAGUAUCAUCUGGGAUGGGCCAUAUUCCAGUGGGCAGGGUUUUUAUGGGCGGUGUACGCGGGAAUGUCACGCAUCACUGAUAAUAAACACCACAUCCAGGACGUUAUAGGAGGAUAUAUCAUAGGGGGCACAACGUCCUACUGGGUCGCGUAUUACUGGUCUGGACUCGGAGAAAUUGGAAAUCCAAGACCAGAAAAGGAUGGCAAAGCUCAAAAUCACUGGAUUACUCACUGCUCCUGUCAAAAUGGUAUAACAGUAGCAAAGGUCAAGGAAAGUUAACACUGAGGGACACUAGAUGUCGCCACUAGAUUCACUUCCUGUGAAUUUUAAAGUCUCAUCAACCCCAUCCCACACUUCCUGUGUCUGGUGUCAACAAAAUUGAACAAGAGCACUAUGCCAUAACUUAAGUGUGGGGGAGUCAUGAGUAUUGUUCUAUAAUUACAAAUUAUAUUCCAUAUCUGUAUUACAAAUUAUAUUCCAUAUCUGUAAUAAUUGCUUGAUCUUUUCCACUUUCACUGAACAAAUGAACAACUAUUCGUGUACUUAUAUUGGACUGUUUGAAGAUUUUUAUUGAAGUACCAAGGACACAAUAACAUUCACUGUUUUUUUUUUUUGGUACCUGUAUGGAUGCUGUUUUGUAGUUCAAAUACGAUUUUUUACAUGGAUAUGAAAGGUUUUAAUCAUUUCAUGCGUGUGUUUUCAUUUUUCCCAUUGUUAAUUUCGCUGUUCAGCUUAUGUCUUUGUCACUUGAUGCCUUUAAUAUUGAAAGCUGCUAUUUGUGAUAUUGAAAUCCAGAACUUGGCUGUAUAUUUUUGUGUAUACAUGUAUAAGUAUUUGAGUGCCAUUGACUACUUAGUCAUUACCGGUUCAGUAAUAAAUAUUUUUUAUUUAAACUAAACCUUAUAAAUAAUUUUCUUAAACAUAAACAAGAGCUUCACAUUUAAUCUAGUUUUCAGCCAGUGUUUGACAUUUAUGCCCAGUAUUUGUAAUCCGAGUAUAAGAGAUCAACUUAUGAAGCAAUUUUUAUCCUGCUAUUUCGUGAAUUUAAUUGCUAUUUCUGAAAGUUUCGCAAUCUUUUUUAUAUCCUCCAUAAAUGUAGUAAUUUUUUUUACUACCCAAAAACAUAAUUAUGGUUUCUAUUCUUGCUAAUGUUGACCAUAAUAUUUAAGAUUUUAACAAUUGUUAACCUGCUUCUAAGUGUCACAAUUUUCCGGUUUAUACAGAGCCUAACAAUACAGUUAGUGGCAAUGUCAUUUUUAGAAUCUUAGAUUUUUGAUUUAUUUAGCUUUUUUUCACUUAAACACUAGUCUAGUAAUAAAUAACUGAAAAUCAAAGCAAUGACAUUGUGUAGAAUAUUACUAAUGAAAUCUCAGACAAUCAAUAUAAUUCUUGUUCAAGAAUAAUCAUAUUGAUAUGUUACCUGUAACCUAUUGAAAUUAUUAUUUCAAGUCAUUAUUGAUAUUUUAUAUCCUAAAGCUAUAUACUAAUGAAUUCCAAUAGAGUAUUCUUUAAGUAGUCCGGAAGCUUAACUUAGCAGAGUAUUAAUAAAAAGUUCAUUUCUUUUUUUUAGUUUGUGCAAUAAACAACUUAACCUAACAAUCAGGUAGUUAUUUGCAGUUGAUUAGAGAUAUUUGUUAAUGUAAGCUUUGGAUUAAAAAAAAACACACACACAAAGAAAAUUGAUUCCUUAAAAGUGAUUUGGUUUCAUACUUGUUACCUGUAGUACUUGCCGUUCUGAAUAUUAUGAAUACAGCUAUUUAAAUAGAAUAUGGAUUAUGUACAUAUAAGAAGACUAACUGAACCAUAUUUCUACUAGGUAUAUUUUAAUUUGUUUCACAUAAAUCCAAAUUGAAAAAGGAAAUAGAAUAUUUUGUGGGAAUAAGUAAUAAUAGUAACCAUUUCAAAAAUGCCAAUAUUAUUCCAAAUAAAUAAAUACGCUUGUAUCAUGUUUCAGGAGUACAUGUACAUUAUAUUCUCAUGUUAUAUAUAUACUAUAGUUUCUUUUAUGCUGUAUUUUCUAAGAUAUUAAUAAUAUCUAAGAUAUUUAUCAAUACAAAAAAAUGGAUACCAAAAUAAAAUCUUUAAUUUGCCAAAGACUAUGUAAAACUUUUUUAACUGUAUUUUGUUCUAUGCUAGUAUUUUGUUUUAUGAAGUAUAGAGUACUGAUGCUUUGAAAGAAUUGUAAAUUUUUUUUGACUGAUUUUCAAUUCAUUAUGUUUUUCUUUCCUAAUCAUUUUUUUCCUUUGUUUGAUAUUAAAAGACAAUGUAACUGUAUUCAUUUUUUUUAUUAUUUUGCCAGAAUUACAGUGUAGUAAAUUUGAUUGCCAUGUAAGUUUGAUUAAACAAAGAAGUACAUGUACUGACAACUGUCUUUAAAGAUAGAAAGUACUAAGUAAGUUGAUUAGAAUUUCAAUUGAGGAGGUAUUUUUUUCUUGUUUCAGACUAAAUGAAAACAUAAUAUUCAAAAAUAUUUGCUUAUAUGUCUAACAU
Messenger RNA from Saccostrea cuccullata (small rock oyster), 6312 nucleotides. RefSeq lists its product as uncharacterized. Gene Ontology annotation, cellular component: plasma membrane. The coding region runs from base 568 to 4101 and encodes 1177 amino acids. Gene Ontology annotation, molecular function: phosphatidate phosphatase activity; protein binding. The transcript has 12 exons. The record is from RefSeq and is a predicted model, not a curated record. Gene Ontology annotation, biological process: phospholipid dephosphorylation; signal transduction; phospholipid metabolic process. Lineage: Eukaryota; Metazoa; Mollusca; Bivalvia; Ostreida; Ostreidae.